This is a messenger RNA of Cheilinus undulatus (humphead wrasse), 2694 nucleotides long. RefSeq names its product Sep (O-phosphoserine) tRNA:Sec (selenocysteine) tRNA synthase (gene sepsecs). NCBI's taxonomy places the organism in Eukaryota, Metazoa, Chordata, Actinopteri, Labriformes, Labridae. The transcript is spliced from 12 exons. Gene Ontology annotation, molecular function: tRNA binding; O-phosphoseryl-tRNA(Sec) selenium transferase activity. The record is from RefSeq and is a predicted model, not a curated record. The coding region runs from base 130 to 1602 and encodes 490 amino acids. Gene Ontology annotation, biological process: conversion of seryl-tRNAsec to selenocys-tRNAsec; selenocysteine incorporation.
CGUAACUUGUUCGUUGAUUCCCUGAAUCCAUGCUGCCUUCUACCCCUGUGUGUUUUCAUCCCCGUGUAAAGUCUGUACGCGGUUUGUACUGUUUGAGACAGACUGACGCUCACAGAGAGGCUUUACGAGAUGAACAGUGAAAACUUCAGCCUUAGUGAGAAGAUCGUCUCCUCCUCCUACAUUCGACAAGGCAGCCAGGCCCGCCGAAGCCAUGAGCAGCUCAUCAGACACCUGUUGGAGCAGGGAAAGUGUCCCGAGGAGGGCUGGAGUGAGAGCACCAUAGAGCUCUUCCUGAAUGAGCUGGCAGUGAUGGACAGCAAUAACUUCCUUGGAAACUGUGGUGUUGGAGAGAGGGAAGGCAGAGUGGCGUCUAGCCUUGUGGCCCGAAGACAUUACAGGUUGAUCCACGGCAUUGGCCGCUCAGGUGACAUUGCUGCCAUUCAGCCCAAAGCUGCAGGAUCCAGUCUGCUUAACAAACUCACCAAUUCAGUCGUAUUGGACAUCCUCAGGCUCUCAGGUGUCCGCAGCGUGGCGAGCUGCUUUGUGGUUCCCAUGGCAACAGGAAUGAGCUUGACUCUGUGCUUCCUGACCCUCCGUCACCGGAGGCCCAAGGCUCGCUACAUCAUUUGGCCUCGCAUCGACCAGAAGUCCUGUUUCAAAGCCAUGAUCACAGCAGGCUUUGAACCGGUGGUAGUGGAAAAUGUUCUCGAAGGGGACGAGUUAAGGACGGACUUGGAAGCAGUUGAGCAAAAAAUCACAGAGAUUGGAGCUGACAACAUCCUGUGUGUUCACUCAACUACAUCCUGCUUUGCCCCAAGGGUUCCUGACAGGCUUGAGGAGCUUUCUGCCAUGUGUGCCAAAUACGACAUUCCACAUAUAGUUAACAAUGCAUAUGGAGUACAGUCGUCCAAAUGCAUGCACCUUAUACAGCAGGGAGCUCGAGUUGGAAGAAUCGAUGCCUUUGUACAGAGCUUGGACAAGAACUUCAUGGUUCCAGUAGGUGGCGCCAUAAUUGCAGGUUUUGAUGAGGCCUUUAUACAAGAGAUAAGCAAAAUGUACCCAGGUCGAGCAUCGGCUUCGCCUUCCCUUGACGUCCUCAUAACCCUUCUCACUCUGGGAGCCAACGGCUAUAAGAAACUCCUCUCAGAAAGAAAGGAGAUUUAUUUGUUGCUGGCUCAGGAGCUGAAGAGUCUGGCCUCAGCACACGGGGAGAGACUGCUUCACACCCCACAUAACCCCAUUUCACUGGCCAUGUCUCUGGACGGUCUCCAGGCCGAGAGCGACAAGGCGGUGACUCAGCUGGGCUCCAUGCUGUUCACCCGGCAAGUGUCAGGUGCCAGGGUUAUACCACUUGGCAAGGAGCAGACCAUCAGCGGACACACGUUCCGUGGCUUCAUGUCGCACUCGGAGGCGUACCCCUGUCCUUACCUCAACGCCGCCUCAGCUGUGGGAAUCACCCGAGAGGAUGUGACGAUGUGCAUCAAAAGACUGGACAAGUGUCUGAAGACCUUAAAGAAAGAGGGAAAUGCUGUGAAAAAUAAGCCCUCAGAACUUCUGUCUGGUCAGGAAGACACUGCUGGAGAAGUAAAUGAGCAAAAAUAAGAACAUUUACAGGCAUAUAAAGACUAAGAGAUGAGGUGAGCUCAGAGCUGCAAAACCUACUUCACUGUUGUAUUUGUUGAAACAUUUUUCCUUUGUUAUGAAUUCUGAACUCUAAAUAGAUCAUGGAUCUAGAAUAACACUGGCUUUUCUUCUGUGUCAUUUAAAAGCUUCCAAAGUGCCAUUAGGGAGUGAGAUAUCCUAUAAAUUAGCCAGCUAGACUUGUGUUAUGGGAAUACAUUAGCAUUUCCACUCAUUGAUUUCGACAGGAAUUUAGCUUUAUGAUGUGAAAUGUUGUGCUAUGUCUUCUCAGUGUGUUGUAAUGGGAUACAGAUGCUGCAGAGCCAUUAUCUCCCAUUUGAACCUACGCUAUUGGACAUUUACUUUCAGGCUUUGAAACAUAUGGACAAGGAUGAAAUAAUCAAUGGUGCACACUAAACAUUGAUCACUCCUGUGUUUGGUAAAGGGAAUGCUUGUGUAAAAUGGUGCUAUGAACAAUUAAGGAGGUAUAUUAUCACAAUUUGUUUUACUUUUAGACGGCAUUAGACAUGUUCAAGAUUGAGUCACUGGGGAAUGAAUCUUUGACUACAUUAGACUCCUUUAUUUUUGCACAUUCCAGCAGUUUUCUAACGUGGUUUGUGUUUGUGAGUCUGCUCUCUAAUCUCAGUCAUCCGAAAGCAGGGUAGUUUGUACCCUGAGGCAUGAAAAUAGACUGCAAGAACUCACUGAUGACUAAUCUAUAGUUCAGUACGGCACAGUUCUUCCCCUUUAACUGCUUCAAAUUAUACAGAUAGAGAUUGGCUUCUCUCUCAGAGCUGUGGGUGUGUUAAGAUGUAGCUGCAUGCUCUGGAGUUCAGUUAUAAGUGGAUCACAUCAGAGCUGGAAGUGCCAGCUGUGGAGGAUGCUACGUCUGUGCUGGGCCCAGGUGUGCAUGCAGUGUAUACAGUCAGCACUUGUGUGCUUUUUUUACCUGUAAAACUUCUCCGAAUCCUGAAUCCAAUCCACACAGCAAUCCUUCUGAAAGUGGGGUUCAGCUGGAUAGAUUCAGAUGCUGCGUCAGCACACAUUUACUGUACCCAUACUCUAUAGAAUCAU